UUCUUUCCUCUUCUUUCUGACAUAGACAAAGUAUUUCUAUCAUUUUUCCGACCAACUGCGAGUGAAUCCGUGUCAACUAUGGCGGAGAAAUCCGGUGCUGGGACCUCCUUGAUGGUUCUACAGCCUAGCAGGCUGGUCACACCAGGCGCACUCACCUAAGAGACCUCGGCCUAAAUCAAUUGAACUUGAAACUGGCGUAGCAGACAAGAAACAGAAGAUGGGACCUCCAGAACCUAAGAUGGGACUGUCCAAUCUGACAAGGGCAAAGAGCAUGUCUACCAUGAGCCUUGCAGACAAAUCGACAACUAGAGGAGGUCGUCUUAACACAACAACUACUACUACGCGCCUUGCGUUAAACCGUUCUACAGUCUCAAGUGUGCGCCCAGGAAUCGACCGGCGCACAACUACAGCUAGCGCACUGAACUCGAGAACUGACAAAGAGAACAGAUUGAACCGUGAAAAGAGCUCUGUGGGCCCUGGGUUCACCAGGGAGAAGAGCCCAGUCUCCAGGGGCGGGGUGCAUCUAGGGGUGGGAAGUGCCCCGCCUGGGAUCUCAAGGGAAGGUUGGAGGAUAUGGAGUCCAAGUUCAGCGAGACUUUGGCUUGUGUUUCCAACCUCGAGAAUGAGAAGAGGAACCUCAAGACCGAUAACGAGGUCAAAAAGGAGGUGGUCACACAAACACACAAGGAGGUCAUUGACCUCAGACAGCAACUAGAAAACGCCCAGGCCGAAGUGGAUUCUUUUAAGAAAAAACUAAGUAACCUUGAGGAUGAGCAUUCUACUGAAGUUAAUAGGCUACGACGACAGUUGGAAAAUGAGGAAUUUGCUAAAUCAAGCCUGGAGAGGAGAUUAAAAUCUUUAGAGGAUGAGCUGUCUAGUAAGCAGACUGAAGUUUCUGGAUUAAAGAAUUCUGUGGCUGAACUCAGCAGCAGUAGAGCAGGACUAGAGGCAAACUAUCAGAAUACAACUGCACAAUUGGAAACUGCUAAAACAAGGAUAACUGAGCUGGAAGAGAAGACUGCGUCCCAGUCCGCGGAGAUGGAGAAGAUAAAGGAGAAACUAAAUUGGGAGGAAACUGAGAGAAGGAAACUCCAUAAUCUAGUCCAAGAACUCAAGGGAAAUAUUCGUGUGUUCUGUCGAGUGAGGCCUCUGCUCGGAGAUGAAAUUCAGAAGUAUGGUAGUAUUCAGCACCUAGUUAUCAGUAAUGAUUGUUCGCUGGAGUUAGUAAAGAAUACUGGAGAGAAGGAUGAUAUUGCCGGGGGUCUUCAUAAAAAUAUGAAGUAUGAUUUUGAGUUUGACCGUGUGUUUGAUCAGUCCGCUACUCAGGAUUUAGUUUUCCAGGAGAUCAGCCAACUUGUACAGUCAGCACUUGACGGUUACAAUGUGUGUGUGUUUGCCUACGGACAGACUGGAAGUGGUAAAACCUAUACUAUGGAGGGAGGAGAUGUAGAGGAUUUAGAGCAGGCUGGUAUGAUCCCCAAGACGAUCAAACAGAUAUUCGAGAGUACAGAGAGAUUGAAAGAGAAAGGUUGGGAGUAUACAUUCCAGGCGUCCUUCCUUGAGAUCUACAACGAGGAGAUCAGGGACCUCCUUGCCACCGAGAAGAACCUCAAGUAUGAAAUCAAGAUGACCGACUCUAAGGGGGCAGAUAUGUUCGUCACCAACCUCAAGAUAGAGACUGUUACCUCGGAGUCGAUGAUUUACAAUCUGAUGAGGAGAGCUAGGAAACAAAGAGCGGUAGCAGAAACACUGUGCAAUGAGAGAUCAUCAAGAUCACAUUCAAUAUUUAUGCUCAGGAUAACUGGAACUAACAGUGUGACUACUGAAUCCUGCUGUGGGACCCUAAACCUGGUAGAUCUAGCAGGAUCAGAGAGAAUCAAGGAGUCUGGUAGCGAAGGCCAGAGGUUAACAGAAGCGAAGGCAAUCAAUAAAUCACUUUCCAAUCUGGGAAAUGUUAUUAUGGCGUUAGCACAGAAGGAAUCCCAUGUACCGUAUCGAAACUCUAAGCUGACCCACCUGCUGCAGAACUACCUGGGUGGGAACAGUAAAACUUUGAUGUUUGUAAACGUGAACCCUAAGGAGGACAACUUCAAUGAAACAUUGAACUCUUUAAGGUUUGCUUCGAAGGUGAACCAGUGUAAUAUCGGUACUGCGGUCAAGAAAGUGAAGUAAAUUGGGUCCCAAGAUUCAGAUGAAAAGAUAUCUAAAUAUAUUAUUUUAGUGUUAUAUUAUUUUUAAUCCGAAUCUUUAUUCAUUGAAACUCUGGUUUAGAGAAAUAUUUGAAGUAAAGCACAAAUAAAUCCGAAAAUUCUUGUUCAA
Molecule: messenger RNA, 2319 nt
Organism: Eurytemora carolleeae
Lineage: Eukaryota; Metazoa; Arthropoda; Copepoda; Calanoida; Temoridae
Product: carboxy-terminal kinesin 2
Exons: 16
Coding region: 574-2172 (532 amino acids)
Biological process (GO): microtubule-based movement
Molecular function (GO): microtubule binding; microtubule motor activity; ATP binding
Source: RefSeq, a predicted model, not a curated record